ACGGCUUUGGCUUUGCUCUCAAAAAGAAGGCGGGACCCAAAAGAGUAUGACUAAACAGAUUUAUGUCCCCACAACUUAAGCAGUAUAAUCAGCACACACUCGAGAAGCGCGGCGAGGCUGCGGGUGAGCGUUUUCCUGUUGCAUCGAGUCGGUGCUCACCUUCAGACCUCUCCUGUCAAACAUACGCACUGCCUCGUCUGCCGGUUUAAAUUCUUCUCCCCUUUUUUGAUCUUUUUUUUCAGCGCUUUUAAUUUAUUAAAUUUGAAUUUACUGCGGGAACAGUGAUCAUCUGAACACGUGGAGGAAAAAGGACCCCCCCCCUCCCAAUCGCUCUAAAAAUAAGAACACUGCUCUUAAUUUUGCAGCCACUGUGGAAACUUCCCUCCUGUGCAUUCUACUGCCACCUGUGACCAAGUUUACCCAACAGAACAGAGAUUGUUAUUUUUUUAAGACACAAAAAGAAAGAGGAAGACAAACAGACUGACGCAGGGUUUGUGACGCCAAAGGGUGCGAGAAGACCUCAAAGUGCACUGGCUUGUGGUGGGAACUUCCUGCCUUGGCUGUUCUUUUGUGACACAGUCGCUCUGUUGUUCAGUCAUACCAUGUGGUUUGGCGAGCAGGUAUUUUGUCUAAAAACAUGUGAAGCAGCUGAGUGUGUGGGAUGACGGCACAAAGAAAGCAAAAACGUGGAAUAAAACAACCAUGCCGAAUAGCAGUCUGGUCUAUAUUGGCCUGGAGCUGGUGAUUGCUUGCCUGUCUGUGGCUGGGAAUGUCCUGGUCUGCUGGUCUGUCUGCCUCAACUCCAACCUGCAGAGCAUCACCAACUUCUUUGUAGUGUCACUGGCAAUCGCUGAUAUUGCUGUGGGACUGCUGGCGAUUCCCUUCGCUAUCGCUAUUAGUACUGGUUUCUGUGCAAAUUUCUACGGCUGUCUGUUCAUCGCUUGCUUCGUCCUCGUGCUCACUCAGAGCUCCAUCUUUAGUCUGCUGGCUAUUGCUGUGGACCGCUACAUCGCAAUCAAAAACCCACUCAGGUACAACAGUCUGGUGACAGGGAAGAGGGCAAAGGGCAUCAUUGCACUGUGCUGGGUUCUUUCAGUGGGCAUCGGCCUGACACCGAUGUUUGGCUGGAACACAGGUUGGAACUCCACUACAACUGCCACCAAAAGCCAAGGCUGCCCUGAAGGAAUGACUCAUUGCUUGUUUGAGAGAGUGGUUCCCCUUGACUAUAUGGUCUAUUUCAAUUUCUUUGGCUGCGUGCUGGUGCCCUUGGUGAUAAUGUUGGUCAUCUAUAUCCAUAUCUUCAUGGCAGCUCGCCGACAGCUUCGAAUGAUGAGCCUCAAAGUUGCACACGUACCUGCUCCUGGACAGAAAACUCCAUCUUCUGGCUCAUCUCGUUCGAUUCUGCAGAAGGAAGUACACGCUGCAAAAUCACUGGCUAUUAUCGUUGGUUUGUUUGCUCUGUGCUGGCUUCCUGUGCAUAUUAUCAAUUGCAUCAACCAUAUUUGCCAGGACUGUGAGCGCCCACACAUCUGGGUGAUGAACAUUGCAAUCAUUCUCUCCCAUGCCAACUCUGUGGUGAAUCCCUUUAUCUACGCCUACCGCCUUCGAGAAUUCAGACAUACCUUUCGCAAGAUUCUCUAUCAGCACAUCCUGGGGAAGAGGGAUGGGCAUGUGUUCGGGGUUGAAAGUGCUGAUGGCAGAGGUGUAAGGAGCACUAGUAUCAUGCAGACAUCUGCCCGUACGAGUAAAGAGGAUUUAUCAUGUGGCACAAUGGUAAAUAGUUAUGUUCUAGAUUCUGGUGCUGAGAAAACUACAUCAAAUGCCUCUCAUGAGAUUUUAGAUUCUGUACCUAACAGUAAUACACCCAACGGACACCAAAAAGCAACUGGCACCCCAUCAGAAGUCCAGCAUCAGCCAGGUAUUUUGGCAUCUUCUGCACAGGAAGCAGCAACGUCCGCCACAAAUCUGGGAGGAGCAACAGAUAUUUUGGAGUUGAAAGACAGAGGAAGCUGCAUUACUUUUGUAAAUGUUCAGGCAUUCCCAUUAAAACAGAAUGACUGUUCCCUUUCUUCAAAAAUCACAGAAAUAUCAUGACAAAGACAUUUAGUUAUUUCAAAUUUCUUGCUCUCAGAACACACAGAAUGUUCUGCAAACGUGAAAUUUCAGCAAAUCAGCCUCGACAGCAAAUCUGUUUUUUUAAUGUAAAAUUUUAUUUUUUUAGUUUGGAGUUUCUUUUUUUAAUGUGCACUUUAAUGUUUAAAGAUAAUAUACUUUUUGUAAUGUGCAGGUUUUUGCUAUCUGUGUUGUUUGUAUGCCAUCAAAAUUAAAUAUCUUUAAAUAUGUCGAUUUAUGUGGUGUUUUUGUGCUGCAGCACUGAACUGAACUUUGUCACUCAUCCAGGUUAUGAUACUCUGAAGAGCGUGAAAAAAGAAGGAAACUAGACUUUAAGUUGUGAAGAUGUUUCACUUCUCAUCCAACAGGCUUCUUCUGUUUCAAAAACACCUUGGCUGAAGUGACCUCAAUAGGUCACAUGACAGGAUGUGACCUACUGCCCCCUAGUGUGGGUUGUUCCACUUGGAGGUGGUUGUUAACCCAAUAUUGAUCAUGCGAGUCAUCACAUGAGCCAAAGUGUGAAAAAGAUGUUGGUCAUGACCAUCGUCAGGGGUUGUGGGGGAAACCACUCAGAGACUGUGCCCCUAUUGAGGUCAUCUCAGGGAAGGUAUGAGUAGGGGUUAAAGCACCUGGGAAAGGAUCUCAAGACUGCAUUGUAGGUGGCUGAUAGCUGGUGUCACCACCUCCGUUCAAUGAUGGUCAUUCACAAGUGACUGCUUGGUUUCUCAUUGAUGCACUGCGAAGUAUACGCUAUGUUGCUCAGUUUGUGUUUGGUCCUUGAGAUCAACCAGUUUUUCUCUAAGGGUGUGGCUGGGUCUGAAGUGCACUAUAAUAUCAUGAGAAGAAAUUCUCAUGAGUUUCUCUACAAACCUGCUACAUAAGAGAUGGCAAUAGAAGACCUCCUUUACUCCUCCUAUAAAUCUGGCAUUAUGUUUGGGAGUUUUGUUCUUAGGAUGGACCAGUUUUUGUCUGAGGGUGUGGCUACUCUGAAGUCUGAGGAUCAUCCAC
Messenger RNA from Haplochromis burtoni (Burton's mouthbrooder), 3120 nucleotides. RefSeq names its product adenosine A2a receptor b (gene adora2ab). Gene Ontology annotation, molecular function: G protein-coupled adenosine receptor activity. NCBI's taxonomy places the organism in Eukaryota, Metazoa, Chordata, Actinopteri, Cichliformes, Cichlidae. Gene Ontology annotation, biological process: adenylate cyclase-activating G protein-coupled receptor signaling pathway; G protein-coupled adenosine receptor signaling pathway. The transcript has 5 exons. The coding region runs from base 703 to 2094 and encodes 463 amino acids. The record is from RefSeq and is a predicted model, not a curated record. Gene Ontology annotation, cellular component: membrane.